GCCGGGUGUCCCCGCACAGCCCGACGCUCUGUGGGCGCUCCCACACGCGGGAGGAAACCCCGCUGGGUUUGGUGUUCGGCUCCCAGCAGUGAGGGACAAACGUGCCCCAAAAAAUGGGGGAUUUGGGGUGCCCAAGGGAGCUGAGCGGGACGGGGUUAUUGUAGUGAGGGAGCUGGGCACGGGGCUGGCUGUGGGAGCGGUUUUGGGGAUGAGAUAAUGGAUUUUAGGUGGAAUGGGUCAAGGAAACAGGAGUGGCCAAACAAUCAUCCCAAGCAUUUGGGGUUGGGAUUCUCCCUUCUGCAGGAAAUGUGGUUGGCGGUUCCAUUCCUGGUGGGAUCCCCCGGGAAGAACUUCUUUACCCCGGAAUCAUUGAAACUAGAAAUACCUUUUUCUGGAAGAGCCAAAGGAUUCCUUAUAGAAAGGUGCCAGUCAGGAGAGGGAAACCAAGCCCUUUGUGUGCUCCCCACUCCUGGGGGUUUGGGUGACAGCAGGAUUUGGGCAGAGCCAAAGAACUUUCUGCUUCCCUUUAUGUGAAUUAUUGGGAGCAAUUCUGAGCCAGCCCAGUGCAAGGAGAGCUGGGAGCAGCCAGCUCGGAGCCAGAGGGUGAUAAGCUGCUUUGGGAUGAUGGAUGAGAUCUGUCUGCUUCCCAGAUUGCGGUAUCUCCUCAAGAAAUUCAAUAUUAAAAUGUUACGUAUAGCUCUGCUCUCAUUUCCCUCUUUUUUCCUUCCUAUCUUUUUUCCCCAGGAAAGAGUCAGACCCAGAGCUGGGCAGGCUGCCAGAACCCUGGCUAGUUUUCCUUUAAUUUCUGGAAAGGUCUGGGUUUCAUAUCCAUAUAAUUCCCUGCCUAACCGCAGACCAUACGUGCCCAGCAGAGAUCCAAAGGGGUAAUGGAUUAUGGGAAUUCUGUCAAAAUCCAACCCUGCUGGGUGAAAUGUGCCCUUGCUUCAUUGGGCAACAGGUUUGCAUUGGGACAGGAGAGCAAUGAGCAAACAUUCCAGCUGUUCCAGGACUUGGGGAGGAGGCUCUGCUGAGGAUAGGAAAGAUCAGAACAAGCUGAUGUUUAACCCGUGGGGGGAGGUAUCCCACAGGGAGCUCCUAAUGGACAUACUGGGAUUUGUGGGAUGUGCUUUAGCAAGAGGAGACCAUCAGCCUCUGGGGUUUCUUGUAUCUCACCAAACACAACCAACAGGUCAAUGACAAUGUCAAUAACAACAACAAUAAUUAUAACAACAACAACAAUUAAUAAUUAAUAACACAUCAAUAAUAAUGGAUGUGCAGCACCUCUGCCUGCCCCAGUCUUAGGAAAUGGAACUUCUCCAAUUAUGAAGGGGUUUAAAUCCCCCGUGUUCUCAGAUAAUAACUCAACAGCCAGUAGAAAAACAGAUUUUUCCCAAAAAAUGUUGGCCAUGCUGAACAUUCUGCUACAGGGGAAUGUUUGGUCAGACUGCAGGGUGGGAGUGGGAAUGCUCUGCAGGGCCCACCUGCCUGGCUCCUGCUCCGCCAUCUCCCAGACCUCACCUCCCUGCUGUUAUUUCCUGCUCCUUUAUCUCCCUGCUAUUAAUUUCCGCUUUCUUCGUCUCCCUUAUCCAUCAUCUCCCUGUUCAUCAUCUCCUUGUUCAUUGCCUCCCUGCUCAUCAUCUCCCUGUCCUACAUCUCCCUGUCCUCCACGUCCCUGCAUCUCAUCUCCUGGUCCAUCCUCUCCCUGCUCAUCACCUUCUGUCUGUCCCCUCCUGCUCCAUCACCUUCCAGCCCUUCACCUCCUGCCUAUCCCUUGUUGGGACGGCAGCGCCGAGAUCCCGAGGGAUCCGUCGGAGCCCCCCGGGUGCCUCCCGCUCCCCAGCCCCCCCGAGCCCCUCGGGAGCCUUUUCCCCCCCGCUGCCCGGGGGCGGUGGUGGCGGGGCGGGACCGGGGGCGGCCCCGGGCACGGUCCCCCAGGAGCGGCGGCGGGAGCCGGCGGGAGAUGCCGUACCUGCUCAUUAGCACCCAAAUCCGCCUGGAAGGGACACAUGGAUUAUGGCACUGGAAGGAACAGCCUGGAGCAGCAGGGCUCAGUCUGCCCUUCAGAGGCUUUGGAAGCUCUACUCUUUACCAAAGGGGCAAAGCAAACAUUUCCAGCAUGAAACUUGGCAUCGAGCUGAGGCUGGAACCUUCCCAGGAGGCUGGGCCCACCAUGGUGGGCGACGAGCACUCGGAUCCCCACCUGAUGAGUAUCCUGGGGGCCACAAAGAGGACCACACUGGGGAACAACUUCUGUGAGUACUACGUGAACGACGCUCCGCGCGUGGUCCUGGACAAGCUGGAGAGCCUCGGCUACCGCGUGGUCAGCAUGACCGGCGUGGGCCAGACCCUGGUCUGGUGCCUCCACAGGGAAUAGCCAGGGAGAAUCCUUCAUUCCACCUGGACAACAUCCUGCUGGAGAUCAUCUUAUAGGACUGGCAGCAAAUUUUCCCCCCUUAAUUCCUUCCUGUCCCAGACUCCAGGCACUCGGGCAGG
Molecule: messenger RNA, 2493 nt
Organism: Vidua chalybeata
Lineage: Eukaryota; Metazoa; Chordata; Aves; Passeriformes; Viduidae
Gene: GCHFR
Product: GTP cyclohydrolase I feedback regulator
Exons: 4
Coding region: 1961-2374 (137 amino acids)
Biological process (GO): negative regulation of biosynthetic process
Cellular component (GO): cytoplasm; nucleus
Molecular function (GO): GTP cyclohydrolase binding
Source: RefSeq, a predicted model, not a curated record